ACCUGACGAGGCGGAAGACCAAGGGCUGUCAGUUGUUCUCUUAUUAAAGUACAACUGUAGCUUGCAAUGAUUCAUUUUAGACUUGUUUGGCUUCAAUUAAAAGCAUUUCUUUUCAUUUCAUUAUGCUUUUCGGCAAUGACCCGUGGUCAUUAUCUACCAACAUGGGACUCUCUCGAUUCAAGGCCUCUACCACAGUGGUAUGACAAUGCGAAGUUUGGAGUUAUGAUGCACUGGGGUGUUUAUUCUGUUCCGAGUUUUGGUUCUGAAUGGUUUUGGAAUCACUGGAAACAAAGAAAUUAUUCUUCUUGUAUAGAAUUCAUGAAGAAAAACUAUCCACCAGGCUUUACGUAUGCUGAGUUUGCUUCCAUGUUUAAAGCCGAGUUUUUUGAUCCAGAUGUUUUUGCUGACCUGAUCAAAAAGUCAGGAGCUAAAUAUGUAGUGUUUACAAGCAAGCAUCAUGAAGGAUGGACAAACUGGGGCUCAAAAUGGUCAUGGAACUGGAAUUCUGUAGAUAAUGGGCCUCACAGGGAUCUUGUUGGGGAAAUUGCUUCAUCUCUUAGGCAGAACACCAACAUCACGGUUGGUUUGUACUAUUCCCUGUAUGAAUGGUUUAACCCUCUCUAUUUACAAGACAAGAAAAAUGGAUUCAACUCAACUUUUUUCAUCAAGGAUAAAAUACUCCCAGAAUUACAUGAGAUUGUGAACAAGUAUAAGCCAGAAUAUAUCUGGUCUGAUGGUGAUUGGGAAGCUUCAGAUGCUUAUUGGGAAAGUAAAGCUUUUUUAGCAUGGCUAUUCAAUGAAAGUCCUGUUAAGGAUAGUGUGGUGGUAAAUGACCGUUGGGGUGCAGGCUGUAUGUGUCACCAUGGCUCAGUUUUUACAUGUUCUGACAACUACAAUCCAGGAGUGCUCGUUAAACAUAAAUGGGAGAAUGCAAUGUCAAUGGAUAAAAUGUCAUGGGGAUACAGACGUAAUGCGACACAGCUUGCUGAAUAUAACACUAUACAGGAGCUGAUUGGCCAGCUGGUUACAACUGUAAGUUGUGGUGGUAACCUGUUACUAAAUGUGGGCCCAACUGCUGAUGGUCGUAUUAUCCCUGCUUUCCAAGAACGAUUACUGCAGAUUGGWGAAUGGCUGAACGUAAAUGGAGAAGCAAUAUAUGGAACUAAGCCAUGGAGGGCACAAAACGAUACACUAACCAAGCAUAUCUGGUAUACCAGUAAAGAAUCGGUUACUUAUGCUAUCGUACUUGAAUGGCCUGAUUCAGAAAAACUGGAACUUGGACAGCCAAUCACUACAGAAGAAACAGAAAUAACUAUGUUGGGAUACCCAGGAUAUUUUAAGUGGACGACACCUCAGUCUGGAAAAGGCAUAAUAAUUGACAUACCAAUCAUACCUUUCAAUAAACUACCAACCAAGUGGGCGUGGACGUUCAAGAUUUUAAACGUUUUCUGAGAGCGUUAUGAUUUUCUUCCGUUUUAGUUGUUUUCUAUGUAUUCUUCGUUUGCACGUUACGUCAUCGAGGCCAUGUUGGUACCAUUUAACAAAAUAUUUUUCAUUAGCAUCCGUUGUUAACGGCACCACAAUGGCCGCCAUGGUUUUGUCUUUUGACGCUCUUAGGAAUGCUUGCAACCCAUCAAUAUAUGUGUGUUUGUGUUUUUCGGUCGCCUUAUAUCUAUUUAGUGCAUUAGGCCAAAAAAUUAUAAAAAAGUGAGCGGGUAGGCACAUUUGUUUGUUAUUUUUCUAACUUUUUAUUAUUGAAUGCUUUCUUUACAAAACAAUAAAUGUAUAAAUGGUAA
Actinia tenebrosa (Australian red waratah sea anemone) is the source of this 1796-nucleotide messenger RNA. RefSeq names its product alpha-L-fucosidase. Gene Ontology annotation, biological process: fucose metabolic process; glycoside catabolic process. NCBI's taxonomy places the organism in Eukaryota, Metazoa, Cnidaria, Anthozoa, Actiniaria, Actiniidae. Gene Ontology annotation, cellular component: lysosome. Gene Ontology annotation, molecular function: alpha-L-fucosidase activity. The record is from RefSeq and is a predicted model, not a curated record.